This is a messenger RNA of Prunus persica (peach), 2198 nucleotides long. RefSeq names its product protein TOO MANY MOUTHS. The transcript has 2 exons. Lineage: Eukaryota; Viridiplantae; Streptophyta; Magnoliopsida; Rosales; Rosaceae. The coding region runs from base 620 to 2026 and encodes 468 amino acids. The record is from RefSeq and is a predicted model, not a curated record. Gene Ontology annotation, molecular function: protein binding.
UUUGUGGAGAUACAGUUCCAAUGUAACUAUUCUGAUUGACAUAAGUUCCCAUGGUUUGUAGCCACCCUAGUGCUUAGUGGCCCAGUGUUAUGUAAAAGUAUGGAUUGGCUGCAGAGUUAUGAUGGAUUUUUAAGUUCAUAUCUGGAUGAGGAAAAACUACAUAGGAUGAGCAUGGGCUUUAGCUAUCUACACUCCAAACUAAAUACUUCAUAGUUUUUUCUCUGCACUCAUGGAAAGACAACAAACAAUUAAAAAAAAUCACUAGCCAAGAUUAGUGUGAACCAUAAGACAAAAGAAGAAAAUAAAAAUAAAAAUACUUCCAAUGCUUGGAAAAGGGAAACAUGCCCCUUAUUGUCCACAACACUCAACUUUCUGCCCAGUAAGUUCUCUCAAUCUCUUGACCCUACCUUGGCUUUCAUAUAAUCAAAAUCUCACUCAAAUGUCAUGAGCACUCCACCUAUCACUUCAGUCACUUCUUUUACAACUCUCUCUCUCUCUCUCUCUCUCUCUCUCUCUCUCAUAAGUGAAAACUUGAAAACUUGAAAACUUGAAAGCCACAUCUAAAAAACCACACAACAAAGUGCUGCAACUGAGCAGGCCUCCUCAAUACCCGGACACAAUGCACUGUUCCUUCUCACUCUCUCUCCCUCUAAUUCUACUUCUCCUCUCACUCCCUUCUUCUAUUCCUUCUGCCUCCACCACCAAUUCCCACCAUGCAAAUAAACAACCACCCAUCAACGCCCCCAAGCCCAUCAACACUAUAGCUCCAUCUGAAGCAGAAGCUCUGUUCAAGAUCAUGGACUCCAUGUCCUCUGAUCAAAACUGGAGAAUUUCCCAUCCUAACCCUUGUCAGCCAGGCUCAUCCUGGCCUGGAAUUGAGUGCAAAGUAGGAAAAGACAACUACCUACACGUCUCCAGGCUUGACUUUGGCACCCCACCAAAUCCAACUUGCAAAAAAACAGCUACAUUUCCUUCACAAAUCUUUGCUCUCCCAUAUCUUCAAUCUGUGUUCUUCUUCAAUUGUUUCACUCACACCAAAACCACUCUUACUGUUCCACAAAACAGAGCCUCCCCUGCUUCACUUCAACAGCUCAGUCUCCGAUCUAACCCAGCACUCGUUGGCCCAAUCCCACCUCAAAUUUCAACACUCAAGUCCCUUGAAAUCCUCACGUUGUCACAAAACCGCCUCACUGGCCCAAUUCCAUUGGAGAUUUUCAGCUUGGGCAGUUUGGUACACCUUGACUUGAGCUACAAUAUGCUCACAGGCACUAUCCCAUACCAGCUGGGCAGUCUCAGAAACCUUCAAGGCCUUGAUUUGAGCUACAAUAUGCUUACAGGGGCCAUCCCAAACACAAUUGGCCAACUGGGUUUGCUUCAAAAAUUUGACUUCAGCUCAAAUUCACUUACUGGGGGCAUUCCUGAUGGCAUUGAGAAGCUCAGUUUAUUGGUUUUCAUGGCUCUGAGCAACAACAAAUUGGGUGGGCAAUUUCCAAAAGGUCUGGAAAAAUUGCAAAGCUUGCAGUAUUUCAUUUUGGAUGGCAACCCAAUUCAUUCACCUCUGCCACUAGAGUUUGGUAAGUUGGUGAAACUUCAAGAACUCAGGCUUGCUGAUUCUGGGUACUCUGGCACAAUACCAGAAAGCUUUUCACAGCUUAAGAAUUUAAGCACUUUGUCGUUGCAGAACAACCGUUUAAUGGGUGAAAUUCCGGUUGGUUUUGGCAGUCUCUCACAUAUAUACCACAUGAAUCUGAGCAGAAAUAUGUUGGGGGGUGUUGUGCCUUUCAACUCAAGUUUCUUGAAGAGGUUGGGAAGAAAUUUGGAUCUUAGUGGAAACCCAGGUCUUUGUUUGAGUCCCUCUGAGGCACACAGUUCGAAAAUUGGAGUUAAUGUUUGUGGAAAGAAUAACAAUGCGUCUUCUAUCCAGCCCUGGAAGAAAUCUCAAGCUCCAUCUGGGCUCUCCAAGCCAUUGUUCCUAUUUACUGCUUUAUGUGUUUGGGGAUUGCAUCAAAUGUUGUUUCUGGUAUGACAAAGAUUUGAUGUGCAUUUGGGUUCUUUUAGUUUACAAGCAUUAGGAACUGCCAAGUUUAGAAGAAAAGUAAGGUUUGCUUCUGCUAUACAAGUUUCUAUUUUUAGCAGACUCCCUGGUUCCUGUAUAACAUGUGUCUAGUGUAUUGUAAAUUACUGGCUUUUUGUUUCAA